CCGUGGUGGCGUGUGCGGUGGCGGCCGCGGGAUCAGAGUCGCAGCAAUGGAGCGCGGCAGCACGGGGGGCUUCCUGCCGCCCUUGGCGCACUUCGCCACGCAGGCCAUCCACGCCGGGCAGGAGCCCGAGCAGUGGCGCUCGGCCGCCUUGGUGCCGCCCGUCUCCCUCUCCACCACGUUCAAGCAGCUGGCGCCCGGGCAGCACGGGGGUUAUGACUACAGCCGGAGUGGAAACCCUACCCGGGAUUGCCUGGAGAAGGCUGUGGCAGUCCUAGAUGGAGCUAAAUACUGUUUAGCUUAUGCUUCUGGCUUAGCUGCUACUUUGAAUAUUACUCACCUGUUAAAAGCAGGAGAUACAAUUAUCUGCAUGGAUGAUGUCUAUGGAGGUACUAACAGAUACUUCAGAGAAGUAGCCAUGAAGAUAGGUUUGGAUGUCAGUUUUGUUGAUUGUUCAAAACCAGAAUGCUUGGAAGCUGCAAUUACGCCAAAGACCAAGCUCGUUUGGAUUGAAACACCCACAAACCCCACUCUGAAGGUCAUUGACAUUCGGGCCUGUGCAGAUGUAGUGCAUAAACAUAAAGGUGUUCUUCUAGCGGUAGACAACACUUUUAUGUCUGCAUAUUUCCAGCGUCCUUUGUCUCUGGGGGCUGAUAUCUGUAUGUAUUCUGCGACCAAGUACAUGAAUGGGCAUAGUGAUGUUAUAAUGGGACUUGUUUCAGUAAACUGUGAUGACCUCUACAAAAGGCUCAAAUUCUUACAAAACUCUCUUGGAGCUAUUCCAUCUCCCUUUGACUGUUACCUGUGCAAUCGUGGUUUGAAGACACUGCAAAUCCGGAUGAAACAACAUUUCCACAAUGCAUUAGCUGUUGCCCGGUUUCUUGAGUCUGAUUCCCGGGUGGAGAAAGUAAUUUUCCCAGGUUUGCCUUCACACCCGCAGCAUGAGCUGGUCAAGCGACAGUGCAGUGGUUGUCCUGGGAUGGUAUCCUUUUACAUUAAAGGAAAGCUUGAGCAUGCUGCUGCCUUUCUCAAGAAUUUAAAGGUGUUUACACUGGCUGAGAGCCUGGGUGGAUAUGAAAGCCUAGCAGAGCAUCCGGCCAUCAUGACUCACGCUUCAGUGCCUAAGAAAGAUAGAGACGCUCUUGGAAUCAGUGAUACAUUAAUUCGCCUGUCAGUUGGUUUGGAAGAUGAAGAAGAUUUGCUGGAAGAUCUAGAUCAAGCUCUGAAAGCUGCGUUUGCAGACCGUAAACCUUGACGUGUAAGACUGGAACUUGGAACUGAAUGGUGAAAUGGCUAAAGAAGAUAACACGAAAAACUGAAUCUCUAAUGAUUUUCCUUUAAUUUGCCUUCACGAAUUGAAAUCUGCUCAGUCCGACACUGGGAGUUCUCACUUUGUGCUGCUAGGUUUAUUCUGCUGAUUUCUGUAUAUGGACUGUCCACUGUGGUACACAGCCUGGUCUCUCCUGGGGGGGCACUUCUGUUUUGUUGGAAUCCUUUGGCUUUGGAAUUUGUGGAAUCACUAAGUUGUGUUCAAGAACAGCCAUGAUGCGCACUCAGGAAUCUGAUCUGGGUUCUGUCAGUGGAGAUCAGUGUUUCCCAUUUGUCAUGGUAGUGGUGCAGGGUGUUAGAUCAGAAGGGCUGGUAUCUGUUCCUGCUCUUCAGAACGCACAGUUAAUUUUCCCUUCACCUCUAAUCCAACAGUCCAACUUAAAACCUGUAGAUUUAGCUUUGAUUUUCUUUUAAUUAGAUUGGAAAUGUGGUGAAAUGCUUUUCACCUGUUAAUAUUUAUGGAGUAUUAAAAAUGAAGCAAAACCCAAUAUCUGGUAAGCAGUAGUAACUUUCUAAAGAGGAUUCUUUCCCUUUUUAGAAAAAUCAUGUAAUGUUAAUUGUGCUAAUGAUUUCAUUUACAUUGGGAACUAGAAUAAUUUUAAUUAAAAUAUGCUUUGGAUUUC
Molecule: messenger RNA, 1949 nt
Organism: Cuculus canorus (common cuckoo)
Lineage: Eukaryota; Metazoa; Chordata; Aves; Cuculiformes; Cuculidae
Gene: CTH
Product: cystathionine gamma-lyase
Exons: 12
Coding region: 47-1252 (401 amino acids)
Biological process (GO): transsulfuration
Cellular component (GO): cytoplasm
Molecular function (GO): cystathionine gamma-lyase activity; pyridoxal phosphate binding
Source: RefSeq, a predicted model, not a curated record